AUGCGAGGAAGAGUCUUUAAGGAGCGUGCUCAUUAUUUUGCUGCCGUUGAGCAUUUCCUCUUCAGAAAAUGCCCCGGUACAGCACAGAAGCGUCGCUCUUUCGCGACGAGGACACCAGCACAACUCUCUGAAGAGAAAAUCAACGCCUUCCAGACCCUCAAGGAUGUCAUCGCUUCUGGAAGCGUCUGUACGUACCUCGAUCGAACAAAACACACGUACUAUGACCUGGAUGCAUUCCUAGAUGGCUUUGCGGCCUCGUUCGUCGUCCCGUUCGCCGUCGCCGUCGCACUUUUCGAUUUUCUGGGCUUUUGUCGUCUUACCGCUAGCAGCCAAGCUCCCAUGGCCAAGCAUUUGGCAAUCAACCGCAGAAAGUGGACAAGGGGAAAGGACAUGGUCCGAGAGACUUCCCCCUCAAAGAGUGGGAAUGUGAUGUUCAGCGACAUUAUGCCAAUCGAUAGUCGUGUCACCUCACGAGGAGGGACCCCGAUGAGUGUCUGCAUUGACCUAGAAACUGACGAAUACAUGAUCUGGGAGCCCGUAUAUGCGCCAACUCUCGCAUCUAGGAAGCUAGAACUUGAAAGAUUGAACUAUCGCUUCAUGGAUUGGGAACUUGCGCCCAUUCGCGGCGACGGGGCUGUAGGUGUCCAACUGUCGGCCUAUUUCAGAUGGUACACGACCACUGCCGAACGGAUCAACAGGGUCCAGCAAAUCUGGAUCAGGACUCUAGCGGAGAGGAUGUGGCCAUUUGAAACGCCCCAGGUCUUCUCCCGAGAACAACUUCAAAAUCGGGGAGUCUACAAGACGCCAUGCGAGAGUUCAAAAGAGCACACAGCCGACGCUAGAAGACAGCUGCUGAGAAAUCCUGAGGCGCAACGAAUUCUCCGUGCCGGACAAGAAUUGGCAGCGCAUCAGAGCGAAUACGACACAAAUAUGGCUCUGAUCAGAGAACGUAUUGCGAAAACUACGGAAUCCAACACGGGUGAUGAGGGCAGGGAAGCGGAGGACAGUGGCGACGAGGGCAGCCACAACAGUGGCGAGGAUGACGAUGGUGAGAAGGACAGCGGCGACAAUUAA
Messenger RNA from Penicillium griseofulvum, 1074 nucleotides. RefSeq lists its product as uncharacterized. NCBI's taxonomy places the organism in Eukaryota, Fungi, Ascomycota, Eurotiomycetes, Eurotiales, Aspergillaceae. The record is from RefSeq and is a predicted model, not a curated record. The transcript has 5 exons. The coding region runs from base 1 to 1074 and encodes 357 amino acids.